Molecule: messenger RNA, 756 nt
Organism: Lindgomyces ingoldianus
Lineage: Eukaryota; Fungi; Ascomycota; Dothideomycetes; Pleosporales; Lindgomycetaceae
Exons: 11
Coding region: 1-756 (251 amino acids)
Source: RefSeq, a predicted model, not a curated record
AUGUAUUGUAUCAACAUGCAUCUCCGGUCCUUUAAUCUUCAUUUGUAUCAACGAACGCCUCCCCUUCAAAUACUCCGCAAAUGGUUGUCCAGGCUUCUCCCAGGUCCAGCGAUUCGUGGCUGCAAUCACUGCGAAAUGCACCUUAUUCAGGGCCCACACCGUAGUCUCCACAGACCAAAUGUAAAUUCCUCAACUGCGGAAUUACAAGAUGUCGGAGGUUCUCUGUGCCCUUAUCACCGAAAAGCUUGUGAUUCAGUCGCCGAGCACAUCACCUUGGAAAUCGAUGACGGCGCCGAGAUUGAUAUUUUCUGGUACAAUAGCGGAGGCUUGAAAUUAGUUUCAGGGAAAUGUUCUAAAUGGUUAGGUUUUGUUGAAACUGAGGGGUUCAGUUGUAGGAGGAAUAAGGACGUCGAGGACGAAGUGGAAGAAAGCGGCAUGGGUCUUGAGUGGGCGCUUUUGCUGAAAGACGCCUGUGGAGAUAACGGAAGAUAUCGAAACGGAUUUCAGUCGGGAGACCGCAUAGAGAUGCUUUUUUCAUCUUCAGGGAUGCGGGCAAGGAGCGAUUCUGUCAUUGAUGAGGAAAGCACUUUGCGUUUGAUGAAAGAGAUGGAUGACGCGUGUCCAAGAGACAAGGGCGAAUACUACUGUCGGCCCUCCUUCAGCCGUACUGGGCUGCCACCAUUAUUCCAUGAGCUGUCAGAGUCAACGCGGUGGCUUUGCUCUGGAUCGCUUCCAUUACGGUUCCAUAUCACUUAG